CGAGUGCCAACAUUUGCAACGUGGUCCUGAUGAGGCACACGGAACUGGAGGAGGGGAUCGACGUCCAGGACGAGGAAGGGAAGGUGGUGGGAUCGUCCCGGAUCGCGGCCAGACACGCCCUGCUGGAGACGGCGCUCACCCGCGUGGUGCUGCCGAUGCCCAUCCUGGUCCUGCCUCCCAUCAUCAUGUCCCUCCUGGAGAAGACGGCUUUUCUGCGCUCCCGACCUCGGAUGCUCCUCCCGGUCCAGAGCCUCGUGUGCCUUGCCGCCUUCGGCCUCGCCCUCCCCUUGGCCAUCAGCCUCUUCCCCCAGAUGUCCCAGAUCGAGGCUGCCCGCUUGGAGCCGGAGAUCGCCCAGGCCACCGCCAGCCUGACCGUCACCUACAACAAAGGGCUGUGAGCGGAAGGCAGCCCAGCCCUGGGCACCGGAGACGGCGGCAGAGCAGCAGCAGCAGCAGCACACGGAGGGGCGUGAAGGGGGGGGAGGGAGGGAGGGAGGGGGCGGAAUACAAUAGGAGGAAGGAGCAGACAAAGCUGCGGCUUGUAACAUCUUCCCUCCUCCGUCAAGAACGGCGUGUAAAUUAGCACUUUCCGAGACCCGGCAUCUCACGUUGGUCGAAAAGAUUAAUAUUUAAAAUUCUCAAUUAGCGACAGUAACAGC
This is a messenger RNA of Thamnophis sirtalis, 659 nucleotides long. The record is from RefSeq and is a predicted model, not a curated record. NCBI's taxonomy places the organism in Eukaryota, Metazoa, Chordata, Lepidosauria, Squamata, Natricidae.